UCCCCCCCACGGGUGACCACGGCCAGUUAGGCCGCGAGCCAGAUGUGGGGCGGGAGGGCCGGGGCUUUGCUCCGGGUGUGGGGGUUGUGGCCAGCAGGGGUUCUCGGAAGGAGACCGCUAAGCUGCAAUGCUGCAUCGCUGGCGGGAAGCAACCCCUCCGGGUGUUGGAACUGCGGCAGCCCAGGGGGCCCCGUGCGGGGGGACGGGUUCUUCUGCCCGCAGUGCCGCGCGCUGCAGCCACCUGACCUCACUCGAGACUACUUCAGCCUCAUGGACUGCAACCGCUCCUUCAGAGUUGACACUGCAAAGCUCCAGCAAAGGUACCAGCAGCUACAGCGUCUUGUCCACCCAGACUUCUUCAGCCAGAGGUCUCAGACUGAAAAGGACUUCUCAGAGAAGCACUCGACCCUGGUGAAUGAUGCCUAUAAGACCCUUCUGGCCCCCCUGAGCAGGGGACUAUAUCUUCUAAAGCUUCGUGGAGUAGAGAUUCCUGAAGGGACGGAUUAUGAAAUGGACAGGCAGUUCCUCAUGGAAAUAAUGGAAAUGAAUGAAAAACUUGCCGAAGCUCAGAGUGAAGCUGCCAUGAAAGAGAUUGAGUCUGUUGUCAGAGCCAAACAGAAAGAACUGACAGACAAUGUGAGCAGAGCUUUUGAACGAGGGCAGAGCAUGGAAGAUGCGAGAGUUCUGGUGGACUUUCUGAGUGGCCCAUCUACCAGCAGUUCCAAGUGCAAAGGUUGCCCAUUCAUGAUUUGUGGUGGUGUUGAGUUCUUUGAAGUUUAUAUCAAGUUGUGUGGCUUCAGAUCCUGGAGGAAAGGGGCAACUGUGAGACAAGCUGAAUCCCAAUAAGGAUCUGGGCAGUCAUGUUUUAGUUCUUAGUGACAUCAAGUCAGGAAGGAGGCAGAAGAAUUGGAAACAUCACUUUGGAAAGUUGUAGUCAGAUAUUGAAGGAAACUAGAAGAAUUGAGGAUCUGGUAAGGGCUGAUAAAAUGUGUAAGCCAGUUUAUAGGGAGAAAUAAAAUCUCAAAGACUGAACAGGACUACAUUCUAAUAACCCACAAAGGUGUGUUAUACAUUUCCACUGAAAUAAAUAAAGUUUCUCGCUACAAUGACCCCCCUUUUUGAUCAAAGAUAAUCAAAGUAAGAUUAUUCUUGGUUACAAAAUAAUUUUAGUUUCCUUAAAUUUAGCCUGAUUAUUUACACAAGUGCAGCAAGAAUGGUAAUCAGCCAUACAGGACAUUUUAAGUUGUCUUUAUGAAACUUUGUAUAAGGAAUCUCAGAUUGGACUUUAAAAGCCUCUCAAUGCUAGGAAGUCAAGCCAAGAAUUCUCCAUCAGCCUUCACCUGCAGUACCUAUAAAUUUGGGUGAAUUCCCCUCUUCUCAAGGUCUCUAAAAUAUCCUAAGGUUCCUGGGCCUGCCAGGAAGUGACCUUCCUUACUCACUUGUAAGGCUGGGAACCCUAUAAGCCAGGUACCAGGCUGGCUUUUUUCAGAAGAGUUUGUAAGCAUUGGCUCCAUAAGGUCAACCUUAGUUUCUUAA
Messenger RNA from Equus quagga, 1536 nucleotides. RefSeq names its product HscB mitochondrial iron-sulfur cluster cochaperone (gene HSCB). The coding region runs from base 43 to 846 and encodes 267 amino acids. Gene Ontology annotation, cellular component: mitochondrion. Gene Ontology annotation, biological process: protein complex oligomerization; [2Fe-2S] cluster assembly. The record is from RefSeq and is a predicted model, not a curated record. Gene Ontology annotation, molecular function: protein-folding chaperone binding; ATPase activator activity. The transcript has 6 exons. Lineage: Eukaryota; Metazoa; Chordata; Mammalia; Perissodactyla; Equidae.